AUGGCAGAAGCAGGGCCUUCUAGUGCCACUCUGGUCAGCGCGCCAUUCCACCAUGUAGCAACAGCUCACAGCUCCGACCUCACCGUCUUCCUUUCUGCGAACUCGGUCCAGCUCGUCGAUGGCCAGACUGACGGUAGCUACAAGACCUACGCCAUCCCUACAACCGUCUUUGUGCCGCAACCUACGCUUCCCGACCAGUCAGACGCUGCACGGUACGCCGACCAGCCUCACAUCAGCUUCGCUCGCCUUGCUAGCUUCUCGCACUCAGACCGAUUUCUCGCCCUCACUGGAGACGACAAGGUUCUUCGAGUAUGGAAGCUCGAACGCGCCGCAGACAACAGCAUCACAGGCUUCGAGUUUGGCAAAGAGAUUGUGAUCAAACUUCUGCCCAAGAGAGCUGCCAUCCUCCACUGGUUGCCUCGUAGUGAUGCUACACCCCAAGGAUCCGAGGAAUUGAUUGUCGUUGACCGUUUCGGCGAUGUCCGCAGCUUCCUGGUCAACGAAGACGACGUCCGAACACUCCCCUCCGCCUCGAAGGAUGGAGCGCAGGCUGACGAGCAAGAUCAGAUCGACUCACCUGACGACGCUUCCAUGCAGAUCCUUCUCGGACAUGUCAGCAUGAUCACCAGCCUUGCCUUUGUUCCCGGUGCCAAGCCCACUGCGCCGCCAAAGUACAUCAUCACCGGCGACCGCGACGAGCACAUUCGAGUCUCAUGGUGGCGGUCCAAGCGGCUCGCCUAUGUCAUUGACCGGUACCUUCAAGGGUCCGAGUCUUUCGUUGGAGCUCUUGCUCUCAUUUCCGAUGCUGAUGGCGCAUUGCGUUUGGUCACCUCCGAAGGCGGUCGCUCGUUGAGAGUCUGGAAGCUGCCACAACCCUCUGAACGCUCGAGCUCUUCGGCCGACACAUCAGCCGACACAUCAUCCGACAACGCAUGCAUUUCCAUCAACGACCUGGAAUCGGCCUUGGCACCUUAUGUCCUCGCACGCGAUCGAGAGGAGAGGAAACGAGAGUCCAAAGCGCUCCAGGCAUCAAGCAAGCGUAACAAGACUGCCAAGCGCAAACAGGAUCAGCGCGGUGGGGAUGGCAAGGAAGGCGAACAGGUUAAAGUCAAGCCUCUUGCCUCGCAGUAUUCCAAGGACAGCAAGCCGAGCGUAGUCAUUAGCGAUCUGAUUCCAUUCAGUGAUGCAGAGGGCAAAGCAUGGCUCUUGGUGGUCGUCGAAGGUGCCACUGCCUUCUUCCACGUCCCUGUCAGUGCACUCUUGGCACCUUUGUCAUCAGGAGAAGACAAGGUACGCGACAUCUCUGAGCAAGUCCGAGUCACUCGCGCUUCUGUUCCGGUCUUACACCUUGCACUUUCUCAACGACCCGCCACCGUCAGCACUUCCGUCAUUGCCACUUUCGACACGCGUUCAGAAUUCCGACCGGAAGGGCCGACAGAGAAGGCGGAGGUGGAAGUUGGUAUCUUCACCCUCACUGCAUCGGCUCAUUUCGAGCGGGAAGCCAAGUCUGCUCGUGUUGAAGCACUUUUGCCUGCAACUCUACCAAAGUCAGAAGCCUACCAAGAGACACCAAGAGCGCUUUUGGAUCCCUCCGUUGUCGAGCACCUCAGUCUCUACCCUGCUCUCACCACAUGGCCCAAGGUCGAGGUGCCGUCAUCCGCCGAGAUCAUCGCGACACGUUCCUCACGCAAGGGCCGUUUCAACCACCCACUCGACACUUCUCUCAUUGGUGUCGCCGAGGUCAACGAGACAAAGCCAUCCAAUGCAUCCUCAAACCCAAAGGGUGACGAUGAACAGCGUCAAAAGCUCGUCAAGACCAUGCAGGGUGGCAAGCGUGAGCGCGGUAGAGAACGCAACAGGGAAGCCAUCCGUCUUGCGCAGCAACAGGCUUCGGCUCAGGAACAAGCACAGUAA
Ustilago hordei is the source of this 1914-nucleotide messenger RNA. RefSeq lists its product as uncharacterized. The transcript has a single exon. Bases 1 to 1914 code for a protein of 637 amino acids. Gene Ontology annotation, cellular component: cytosol; nucleus; tRNA methyltransferase complex. Gene Ontology annotation, molecular function: protein binding; tRNA (guanine(46)-N7)-methyltransferase activity. Lineage: Eukaryota; Fungi; Basidiomycota; Ustilaginomycetes; Ustilaginales; Ustilaginaceae. The record is from RefSeq and is a predicted model, not a curated record. Gene Ontology annotation, biological process: RNA (guanine-N7)-methylation.